Gaeumannomyces tritici R3-111a-1 is the source of this 402-nucleotide messenger RNA. RefSeq lists its product as hypothetical. The transcript has 6 exons. Lineage: Eukaryota; Fungi; Ascomycota; Sordariomycetes; Magnaporthales; Magnaporthaceae. Bases 1 to 402 code for a protein of 133 amino acids. The record is from RefSeq and is a predicted model, not a curated record.
AUGGGAAAUAUUGUAAAAAUUUUCCAAAACCCGGACUUUGCUAUUUUUAAACCAAUUAAAGCUUGGGUAGCAAAUAAAAGUUUUUACGAACGGGUAACGUUCGAAAGCAACGGCAUAUUAAAAACGGUAUUAAUAAAGUUUGUUAUUAAAAAGUACGGAAAGUUAACGCAAAUAAAAUAUAAAUUUUUAUACAUACCAAUACGGUACAACAAGGAUGUAAAAAGCUUGUAUAAACUUUUUAGCAACCUUAACAACCUAAAAUAUAUAAGGGUACCAAUAACAAUUAGUUUAAACGAGCAAUAUUUUUACAUAUGGGAAAGCCAAUUAAAUAUAACAACAAAUGGAUUAAUAUUAAAAUUAAUUAUUUUAAUUUUUAAUACCGAAACAAAACCUUCCAAAUAA